GUCCCGAACCCAUCAUCGAGAAGCACUUCCAAUCGCCUCCGUGCUAUGCGCUAAGAGAGUUCCUCGAGCGAAGUUUUCCAACUUUUCAGGUUCCCAACGCAUCUUUCCUACUCGCCAAUCAUCAGAACCUAGAAGAAUGUCGAUCAUCAGGCGGAGCAACAUCUUCGACCCCUUCUCCCUCGACGUCUGGGAUCCUUUCCAGGGCUUCCCCUUCGACGCCUUCCGCUCGCUUACCGAGUCCCGCCCCACUUUCGCGAGCGAGACCUCCGCUUUCGCCAACACCCGCAUCGACUGGAAGGAGACUCCGGAGGCCCAUGUCUUCAAGGCCGACCUCCCGGGAUUGAAGAAAGAGGAGGUGAAGGUGGAGGUGGAGGAGGGCAGGGUCCUCCAGAUCAGCGGCGAGCGCAGCAGGGAGAAAGAGGAGAAAAACGACAAGUGGCACCGUGUCGAGAGGAGCAGCGGCAAAUUCCUCCGGCGCUUCCGGCUGCCGGAGAACACCAAGGUGGAUCAGGUGAAGGCAUCCAUGGAGAACGGGGUGCUAACUGUGACCGUGCCCAAAGAGGAAGUCAAGAAGCCGGAGGUGAAGGCCAUUGAGAUCUCCAGCUGAGUUUUGAAGUAGUUUUUACCAAUCAGAAAGCGCAAGCCUUGUCGUGUACUUUUCAUAUGAGACGUAGAAAAUGUCAAUGGUGUGAUCUGCUACUACUGCUUGGUGUACGUAUAUACGGUGCUAAAUUGUGCUCGCUAUGUAAUGGUGUAUUUAUGUAAUCGCUGUAUCUCUAAAAAUGUACUUGGCUUUUGCUACAGUACUCUUAAAAGUUUUUUCCGUCCUUUUACUUCUGCAUA
Molecule: messenger RNA, 843 nt
Organism: Phoenix dactylifera (date palm)
Lineage: Eukaryota; Viridiplantae; Streptophyta; Magnoliopsida; Arecales; Arecaceae
Product: 18.1 kDa class I heat shock protein-like
Source: RefSeq, a predicted model, not a curated record